GUAUCGAUGCGAAAAACUGGAAUCAUUUGCAAAUCGGAACAAAUAAAUUGACAGAACGGGAACUUAAGAGAAUUUUUAUACGCAAAUCGCCGCAAGAUGCCCGUCCUGCCGAUUCCGCCACUUAUGCAGAACGCUGUGGAGCCGAUGCAAGUGGAUGCGCCGCCCAACGAGGACAAUGAGAACAAUGAGGAGCAGCAGAUUGUGGUGGAGAAUCCGAGCAUCGAUUUAGAAGUUUACGCCAAUCAAUACUCGGGAAUCGUGCGGCUUGAUCGUCUGAUUUACGUUGCGGACGUUUGCCCAGUCUUGGCAGUGGAGGCCCUGAAAAUGGCCAUUACCUAUGUCCAGAGUACCUACAACGUCAAUCUCUACCAGGGGCUCCACAAGCGAUUGGCCGAUCUGAAUGCCGGAAAUGCACCUGCUCCGCCGGCUGUCAGUGAUCAGCAAGCUGCCGCUGCUGCAGCAGCUCCGGCCGCUGCUCCCUUGCCGGAUAUAGCCGCUCAGCCAGUGGCCCAGGCAGGACAGGCUCAGCCCGCCGGCGAGAAGGAUGCCUUCGCCUAUGACGGUUGGGUGGACACUAAGAUGAAGAAGGCCGCUCUAAAGCUGGAGAAACUGGACUCUGAUCUGAAGAAUUACAAGUCCAAUUCGAUCAAGGAGAGCAUACGUCGUGGUCACGAUGAUCUGGCCGAUCAUUAUCUUAGCUGCGGCGACCUUACCAACGCCCUCAAAUGCUACUCCCGGGCCAGGGAUUACUGUACCAGUGGCAAGCAUGUGGUUAACAUGUGCCUGAACGUCAUCAAGGUGUCCAUCUAUCUGCAAAACUGGGCCCACGUCAUGAGCUACAUUUCCAAAGCGGAGAGCACUCCCGAUUUCGCCGAGGGCUCCAAGGAAGCCAACGCCCAGGUGCACACUCGGUUGGAGUGCGCCGCCGGACUGGCUGAGUUGCAGAUGAAGAAGUACAAGGUGGCUGCCAAGCACUUUCUCAACGCCAACUUUGAUCACUGCGAUUUCCCCGAGAUGAUCUCCACCAGCAAUGUUGCAGUCUAUGGUGGACUUUGCGCCUUGGCCACCUUCGAUCGACCAGAGCUAAAGCGCUUGGUCAUUGCCUCCACAUCGUUCAAACUCUUCUUGGAACUGGAGCCGCAGCUGCGGGAUAUUAUAUUCAAGUUCUAUGAAAGCAAGUAUGCCUCGUGCUUGACUCUGCUGGAUGAAAUCCGAGACAAUCUGCUGAUAGACAUGUAUAUAGCGCCCCAUGUCUCCGCUCUGUACACCAAGAUACGUAAUCGGGCGCUGAUCCAAUACUUUAGUCCCUAUAUGUCCGCAGACAUGCACAAAAUGGCCAUGGCCUUUAAUUCAUCGGUUGGGGAUUUGGAGAACGAGGUCAUGCAGCUGAUAUUGGACGGACAGAUCCAGGCGCGCAUCGAUUCGCACAACAAGAUCCUGUACGCCAAGGAGGCGGACCAGAGGAACAGCACCUUCGAGCGAGCUCUGAUUAUGGGUAAGCAGUAUCAACGCCACGCCAGGAUGCUCAUCCUAAGGGCUGCCAUGCUCAAGAGCCACAUCCAUGUAAAGAGCAUCUCUCGCGAGGGAGGAAGCAAUCAUGGCGCCGAGCUCUGCGUCUCCGCUGGAUCCUCUACAACAGCUCAGCUGGCCAGGAUCUAAUUUCGUGACCAAGGAUUUUAUAAAAUGUCAGUUUUGAAGAGGAUAUAAAAAAUGAUUAAUUA
Molecule: messenger RNA, 1721 nt
Organism: Drosophila serrata
Lineage: Eukaryota; Metazoa; Arthropoda; Insecta; Diptera; Drosophilidae
Gene: CSN1b
Product: COP9 signalosome subunit 1b
Cellular component (GO): COP9 signalosome
Source: RefSeq, a predicted model, not a curated record